Messenger RNA from Penicillium egyptiacum, 816 nucleotides. The record is from the annotation of a GenBank genome assembly. Lineage: Eukaryota; Fungi; Ascomycota; Eurotiomycetes; Eurotiales; Aspergillaceae.
AUGGCACUUGCCCCAAAGCCUUUUCGUUUAGCAUUUCUCGGUUGUGGCGGAAGUCCAAUCUCCGAAAUUACCGUUGCUCUCAGCCGGAAAGAAUCAGCAACACGCCUCCAAAACCAGUUUCCCGACAGCCUAGCCCAAGUGAAAUUUGUUUGGCGUGAAAAUGUCAAAGCAACGGCAAGUGCAGACGCUAUCCUAUUUGCCUUCCCUCCGGAUCAGAUCCAGGGAAUUCUGGGAGAUGUCGAAAUGAGAGAAGCUCUAGAACACAAGGCCAUCAUCAGCAUUCUUGCGCGAACCCCAACUGCUGAAAUCACCCGUCUUCUAGGGGAUCAUCAGACACCCGGAAAUGGAAACACCCAAAUUAUCCGCGCGAUGCCAACCAUAGGGGCAGAAGUCCAUGAAUCGGCAACCCUCAUCGCUGAACCAUCUAGCAAAGCAACAGAGGCGAUGGAAUUAGGUUCGUGGAUCUUCAAUCUCGUUGGAAAGGUCCUUCACGUUUCUGACACUUAUUUUGACACUGCGACUGGAAUGAGUGCAUUCUGCAAUUCCCUUACAACAGUGGCGAUACAAGCAGUUGCGCAAAAGGCCGUUGCUGAAGGGGUCCCCGUGGAUCAUGCUAUCGCUAUUUCCUCUCAGUGCAUUAGAGGGACAGUGAGUUUGAUUUUGGAGGGAACUCCGCCUGAACGGUUGAAAGAGGCAUUAUCUGCUCCCGGAAGCAUAACUGGACAGGCUAUUUCAAGGCUUGAAGAGCGAGGGUUGUUGGAAUUGGUUGAUUCAGAGCUAACUGUAGCUAUUCCCAGGGCACGGAAUCGGACCUAG